Drosophila sechellia is the source of this 1941-nucleotide messenger RNA. Its product is annotated as trithorax group protein osa. The transcript has 3 exons. Bases 480 to 1622 code for a protein of 380 amino acids. The record is from RefSeq and is a predicted model, not a curated record. Lineage: Eukaryota; Metazoa; Arthropoda; Insecta; Diptera; Drosophilidae.
GGGAAACGCGUGCGGCGGCCACACAUUUCUUUUAUUAAUAAAGCGUUAAAAAUAAAUGGUUAACAAUUGUAGAUAUCAAAGGUGGGUGGGCCAAGUAUCUUCUGGCGCAGUGCGGGUUGGGCCAGUAAAGUGCAACCACUUUCCCAGUUCCCGUGCAAAUGAACAAAACCUGUCACUUUUGCUGUGACCUGACGAGCAAGAAGAAGACUAGCCCACGGAAAACAACAACAACAAGAACGACAUUAGCAGCAGGCCAAAUUGUUGCGUAUUGUUUUUUGUUUUUUCAGUAGGGUUCUUGGGUGCGAAUUUCGUGAAAAAAGUGUGCUUGCCAACAUACGCAUAACUUAUGUCUGAUAAAAGUGCGAAGGAAUCAUGUAUCAGUAAGAGUGCGAGCUGCAGCAGCAGACGCAAGAGAAGGAAGUGAGCGAAAACGCAACCAAAACCCGAGUAUAUAUUCUAGCAACGUGCUGUGUCGAACGAUGUCCCAUGGCGAGGAUGUGUUAGACAACUGGGAGGAAAUCGACGAGGAUGAGCUCUCUAUGACUCUGCAAACAAAGCUGCAGGCGAGCGACCCACCUGUCAACAAAAUGAAAUUGCUCCAACGGCCGCAGAGCGUACAGGAGUCCUCACAAAUCCUCAGCAGCGGCGAUGGUGGUGGAAGCGGGGGCGGGAAUCCCCCGCCACGGCAGAUCACAAUUGCCCGGAAGCCCCAAGCACCGCCAGCAGAGGUUGACUCAUCUACCCAGCAGCAGCCCGUCAUGAUGGUGCUGCACAAGACGACCAAUGACUAUGAUGCGGCCACCUAUUGCACGCCCACCAGCAACCAAACCGUCAAGAUACUGCGACGGCCCGCCCAGUCGGAGGAGCGGCGGGACAUUAACGGGAUGCGACCGAAACAGCCCAUCAAGACCCUCAAGCAGCGCGAACAGGAGUACGCCGAGGCCAGGCUGCGCAUCCUGGGCGCUGCCAAAAACCCGGAGGAUGACAAACCGGCCACUCCCUUCACGCCAGCUGUCAAUAGCAGCAGUGUGGCUGUUUCGUCCGCGCCGACGCCUGCCACUCCCCCCUCUGCGGUCAGCAACAACAACGUCAUCAACAACAAUAGUAGCCAUCCAGCAGGCGGAAUGCACCGCUCGAGUUCGGCACCGAAGAUGUCCCAAGUGACGCCGAUGUAUAAUAACUACAACAGCUACUUCCCGGGGCUGCACAAUCAGCCUGGCCUUAACUACUACUAUCCGCAUAACCCGCAACAUCAGCAUCCGCAGCAACAGCAACAGCAGCAGCAGCCGUCGCAGCAUUUCAAUCAACGGCUACCGCCGUACGGAGGCGGAGGAUCGGGACUGGGCGGUGUUGGGAUGCAGGCUCAGGCGCCGCCCCAGUCGUCGCCCAAUCCGCAGCAGAGCUGGUCACCUGUUGUGGGCGGAUCAGUGUCCGCUGCCCUCCUGCGCCAACAGUCGCUCCAGUCGCCGCAGCAGCACCAGCAGCAGCACCAGCAUCAGCUGCAGCAGAACCAUCAGGCGCAGCAGCUCGGCCAGCACCCGCAUCCGUUCAACGACCUAGUCCUGCGCCUGCCCAAGGGUCCCUGUCCGAAUGGCUCCAUUGGCUUUCAGAUGCGGCGGUAACAGAUUGCGGCGAUGGAGCAAGUCCUGUCUAUUUCAAUAACUUCUAAUUUUCAACUUGGUACUUCGAUUCCAAAUGCAUGUUUUUAAAUAUAUAUAUAUAUAUAAAUUAAAAUGAAGCGAAAAGCGCAAUCCACGACGCAUUCUGAGAUUCAAUGUCGCCACACAUUUGCACUCAGGUUCGAUGUGGCGCGUUUUCGUUGAUCUACCCAAAUUUUAUGACGGACUAUGGUAGAUAUUUUGUAAAUUUACAACUCACACCACAAAAUUUUGUAUAAUGCAUACUAAUAAAACGAAGCGGUAAUUUUAAAAUGUGACGCAA